AUGCAUGGGGGCCCUUCCACGCAACCCACAACACCGAGGAUAAUUGCCCGGUCAGUCCCAGAUCGUUACUCAUUCGGCACAACCAUUAUACUGAUUCCACUUACUCUUUGGGCUCGAUUCAGUGGUAAUCUCUCAUUAACACCAGGCGCUUCUUCAGCCCGCAAUUUACUCUGCAAUUGUGCUAACGGAAUUUCAUCCUCUUCUUCCCAUUCACUCAAUUCCUCUUCUUCCGUAAGCAAACGGUACACCUGUGCCUUUCUCCUUCCCGCAUGUUCUCUCCCUUUCUUCCGUUUGCUCGACAGCCGAGACAUGGAGGGCGGCAACAGGAGUUCGCCCUUCUCUAGGGGCUCCAAUUUCUAUCUAGAGGCCUUCUUGAGUUGGGUGAACCGAUCCUCCACAUUGCCAACACUUCCGCUCCUUACAACUGGCCGAAAGGUGCCCGACCACACCACAUGUCCAGCAUCUCAGAGGUCUUACUUGCACUGGGGCCACCCUGCCUCUUACUUUUUCACGGGGACCCAUUGGCGUUUCCCGGACCCUUUUUCCUUCUCUUUGGGGGGGCGUAUUAACUCGCUUUAUUCCCAGUUUACGGUCCCCCUUCGCCGUACACCAUCGAGCCUUGUGUCCGAACUCGCCACAAGUUGUACACGUAGUCAGCCACCAGUUGGUAGAAAAUUAAGAAAAAUAGCAAAAGGAUUUUUGUGCUGCUUUGAUUAUUGGAGAAAUGUGCUAACAACGCAGUUCAACUACCAAUAG
Acanthosepion pharaonis is the source of this 756-nucleotide messenger RNA. The record is from the annotation of a GenBank genome assembly. Lineage: Eukaryota; Metazoa; Mollusca; Cephalopoda; Sepiida; Sepiidae.